ACGUCGUCUCUCUCCAUGUGCUCUUCACCUGCAUCAUCCUACCGCAUGACGAUGGAUUUGGAUGCAAGAUACUCGGGCAAGAACUCGAUGAUGGUGCCGAUGGAGCCGUGGUCUUGUCCUUCCUGCACAUUUGUCAAUCGGCCAUUAUCCAUGCAGUGUGAAAUGUGCCGGAAUAUCUACUUCCCUGAUGAUAAUGAUGAUAUUGAAGACGCUGGAGACGAAGAAGAUGACGCUCUUAGUAGUGGAGCACGAAGACGGGCAUUGACUACUGGUGUGAGACCUCCUCCAGCCCCCCAAGGUUCUCGGAGACGAACUCUAGAAGCACUACCGUCACCCAGUCCGUCAUUCGUGUCAUCGACGUCAGCACAGCGACCCGUUCACUCUGAGCGAUCAGUAGGAGUGGCGACGGUAACUACAGCGGCGACGUCAGUAUCUUCGCGGAUGUCAUCACCAUAGGUCAUAGGAAAAAAAAAGAGUCAAGUCUUGCAAGUUUUUGAGUAGAUCCACGAUCACCACCAAGCGACUACAAAGAAGUAAACAAGUUUGGAUGAGAGCCAAUGCGUUCAAGGUAAUACUGUCUUUCAAGGU
Messenger RNA from Phytophthora nicotianae INRA-310, 588 nucleotides. RefSeq lists its product as hypothetical. The record is from RefSeq and is a predicted model, not a curated record. Bases 16 to 456 code for a protein of 146 amino acids. The transcript is spliced from 2 exons. NCBI's taxonomy places the organism in Eukaryota, Oomycota, Peronosporomycetes, Peronosporales, Peronosporaceae.